Caenorhabditis briggsae is the source of this 3696-nucleotide messenger RNA. RefSeq names its product Protein CBR-GCK-4 (gene Cbr-gck-4). Gene Ontology annotation, molecular function: ATP binding; protein serine/threonine kinase activity. The record is from RefSeq and is a predicted model, not a curated record. Lineage: Eukaryota; Metazoa; Nematoda; Chromadorea; Rhabditida; Rhabditidae. The transcript is spliced from 10 exons. Gene Ontology annotation, biological process: protein phosphorylation. The coding region runs from base 1 to 3696 and encodes 1231 amino acids.
AUGGCGUUCUUGAAUAAGGUCAAGAAUCUGUUUCGGGCGAAUACGACAGAGAAAAAACUACCCAGCUAUAUACAGGACAAUGUAAAUCCACGGGACCACUGGAAUAUCAUAGGCGAGCUUGGCGAUGGAGCAUUUGGAAAAGUAGAGAAAGCCGUGUCGCGAACAGACCCAAAACUUUUUGCUGCCUCAAAAUCUAUUGAAAUUCAGGAAGGAGAAGAACUGGAGGACUUUUUGGUGGAAAUUGAGAUUCUGUCAGAGUGCAAAGGACAUCCAGUCAUGUUGGGUCUUUACUCGACUUAUUUCUUUGAGAAUAAACUUACGAUGCUUUUGGAAUUUUGUGGAGGUGGUGCCGUUGACAACAUAAUGUUGGAACUUGGACAUCCGCUCAAGGAAGACCAAAUUCGAUACAUCGGCUACUACGUCUGCGACGCUCUAAAAUGGCUCCACUCCCAGAAUGUCAUCCACAGAGAUCUCAAGGCUGGAAACAUUCUACUCACGAACGACGGACAAGUCCGACUCGCUGAUUUUGGAGUUUCCGCAAAACUCAAAAGCGAAAGAGAGAAGAGAGAUACCUUCAUCGGCACCCCAUAUUGGAUGGCUCCUGAGGUGAUGGCAUGUGAAACGUUCAAGGAUCAACCAUAUGACUGUAUUUCUGACAUCUGGUCAUUUGGCAUUACGCUUAUUGAAAUGGCACAAUGCGAACCACCACACUCGGAUGUAUCCGUUAUGAGAGUCAUUAUCAAAGUGCAGAAGUCAGAGCCACCAACGCUACUUCAACCAUCUCACUGGACCAAAACAUUCAGUGAUAUUCUCGCAAAAUGUCUAGUGAAGGAUCCAAGAUAUCGACCAAAUGCAACUGCAAUCUUUGAGCAUCCCUGGUUCAAUAAUGCUCCGUCGAAGAGAAAGAUGAUCAUGGAUCUUCUCACAGAAAUGAACGCUGAUGUUCAGGAAGAGCUGAUCAUUGAUGGAGAUGAGGAAUCUGUCGCUGGAUCUGACGAAAACUCACAGAGACGAGGGGACUCUUGGAGCUCAGCUUCAGAAAGCCCUCGACCAGCAACAACGGAAGGAUUCAAGGUCCCUGUACUUCCACCGAAUAUCGAGACACCACCACCAGACACUCCACACAAGAAACGAGCUGCUCCACCGCCGCCGCAAGAAGCCAAAGCUGCACAGGAGUCGCCGGUGCUCAAUGGAAAAUCGGAUAAUUCCAGUUAUGCAGAGUUCUCCUUCUCCAACAGCAACACCUUCUCUGAAGGCAACGCCGAAUUCUCCACACCAUCAUCCAACAAGAGUAGUGUGCAUCUUUCCACACCCGCUGUUCUUAGCCUAAAUACCAGCGGAAGUCCAUCAUCUGGUGCUAGCGAAUUUGUCAGCCCUCGUCGUGAAGCUCUCAGCAUCUUGGACGAGCUCACCACUACGCUGGACGACGAACAGAGCUCCAACUAUUUCAACUCUCCAAGAUCCGAGCGGCAGUCGCCAAGACAGUCGCCUAGUCAGUCUCCACAGAAAGAGCAGAAACAAGAUUCUACUGUCCAACAUUCAAUUCGCGAUACGAUCAUGGCGAAUCGGGCUAGACCUUCGUUGAGUCCACAGUUGAGACGUAAGUUGCACUCUGACACCAGAGGCUGGUUUUUAAUAUUCAACGUUUUUUUAGAUCUCUCUCCAUCCAACUCAUCAUCAUCCUUCGAGGAGUCUGUCAACCUCUCAUUCCACAAGCUCGAGCCAGCUGACCACGCGGGAUACAUUGUUGCAAAACAGCAAAUGGAAAAAGUCACUGCCACUAUGCAAGAGCGUGCUAUUGCUCAUGCACAAUCUCAAGAUCGCUUGUCAGACACAUCAAGCGAAAAACUGAGACAAUCAGCGUCAUCUGAAGGAACGGCCUCACCAAAGAGAAUCAGUAAGGAACGAUCGUCUUCUCCACAUGGACAACCAGAAACUGUCUUCAAAAAGCCAUCACAAGACAUGUCCACAAGCUUUACGGCCCGGGAUUCUCCAUUCGGAAAAUCUGAGCUCACAGUGUCCGCCACGUCGACACCAGCCAAAAUCAGAGCCGCACCACAACGUGCUGAAUCUAAUCAUUCUGUCAGAACAAGCACGUCUUCUAACUCGAUUCCACAUCACUCGGCUUCUUCGUCCACCGACUUUGUACCAACGCCGAUCCCAGCGCAGCCAGAGUACUUUGAUAUUCCAAAGCAUCAUUAUCAGAAAGACAAGACGACUCCACCUCCAGAGCCACCAGUCGACUACGAAGGUAAUGCGAAGGAGAAUGCUGCACCAGUUCCAGUUCAGAAGAUACUGCAACCUGCGGUUCCAGCUCCAUCUACAUCCACGGCAGGAUCGAAGGCAAGUACGAGCACAGCAGCGAAGCCACUUGGAGGUAGAAGAGAUGGAAACCGGCAGACGAUCACGAAGAAAACGAGAACAUACAUGAUUGAUGGUGUGCAAGUGACUUCGACGACGGUUCAUGUGCUUGGAGUUAAAGAUGACAAGGUUCAAAGAAAACAACAACUACACGAUCUCCGACGCCUUCAACGAGACGAAGCCCGACAGAAGCAAGAACUUCAAGCCGAGGGAAUCAAGCUUGUCGACGAGCAAGCAAGAAAAUUCGUAUCGGAGCAGACGAACCUUACACGAACCUCGGAACUAGAAAUGGAUGCAAUGGAGAGACGCCAGCGCAAAGAAAUCGAGGAUACCGAGGGAUCACAAGAGCAAGAACUCCGAAAUGCUCAGAAACGACUUCGCAUCGAACAGGAGAAGGAUAUGCGGGCAUUCAAGGAACGUCUGAAGCAAGAAAUGAAGAUAUUCAAGCAGGAAUUAACUAUGCUGUCCAAAGUUCAAAGGAAGGACGCGUUGAAACAGCGCAAGGAGCAAAUUGAGCAUGAGCAUCAACUCAAGGAGAAGGAUUUCCUGAUUCAACUCCAGCAAAAUGCCGAAGCCAUGCUUCAGAGGAUGGCUGAGAAGCAUAAGGAGCGAAUGGCAUCGAUUGAGAAGCAAUUCUUGAUGCAAAAACACAACUUGCUUCGGGCCAAGGAGAACAACAUUUGGGAAUUGGAAGACAAGCAAAUGAGGGAAAAUCUAAUUUCGCAACAUUCCAGAUUCGUACUUCAUCGUAAACUAUUCAAAGAUGAAUACUACCUUCUCCGAACUCAGAUGCUUGCCCGCCACCAACGUGAAAUGGCUCAAAUCGAGAAGAAUCAUCAAGAAGAAGAAGAGGAGCUCAUUCGAGCUCUGACCAAUGAUCGCAAGAAACUCCCGAAAAUGUUGCGUGCUGAGACUAAAACUCGAAGUGUCAUGUUCAAAGAGAGCCUCCGCAUCAGUGCUACAAACAUGUCGAAUGCAGAAAUGCAAGAACGAAUUCGGAGAUUCGAUGAGCAGGAGGCGUUACGAAUGCGCAAUGCGUUAGAGGAGCACGAUGCCAAGUCGCAGAAGAAGUUGCAGGCCUCAAGGAACGUUGUCGAGCUCGACGAGAUGCAAAACGAGAAGCGUAAGCAGUUGUUGGAAAAGGAGAGGAAUACCAUGAAAGAACAUGAAGCUAAGUACCAUGAGAUGCGCGAGAUGUGGCAGGAGAACUUGAUUGCUAGAAAGACGGUACUGGAAGAAAAGUUCGAGGACGAGCUUUCAAAGCAAGAAGUCUUCUACGGAAUGUCCUACACACCAUCACAGGCUUCCACCCUCUCCGGUCGACACAUGCCCUAG